Sinocyclocheilus grahami is the source of this 2384-nucleotide messenger RNA. RefSeq names its product interferon regulatory factor 4-like. The transcript is spliced from 9 exons. Gene Ontology annotation, biological process: immune system process; regulation of transcription by RNA polymerase II. Gene Ontology annotation, cellular component: nucleus. Gene Ontology annotation, molecular function: DNA-binding transcription factor activity, RNA polymerase II-specific; protein binding; RNA polymerase II cis-regulatory region sequence-specific DNA binding. Bases 787 to 2034 code for a protein of 415 amino acids. The record is from RefSeq and is a predicted model, not a curated record. NCBI's taxonomy places the organism in Eukaryota, Metazoa, Chordata, Actinopteri, Cypriniformes, Cyprinidae.
AACUAACUACAUAGCCUAAGUAUUUUCACAAAGUUUAAACAAAAAUACGGUUUUUAUCCGAUAAUUUAUUUAAACACACAGCUAUGAUGGUACAUUGAUUUGGAAUGGAUGAUUUUAGAAGUAACUGUUGAAAUUAUUAAAUACCUUGUCGUAUUACUAUUUGAUUUUCAUUCUCACGAGUUGCUAGUAACGUUAGAUCGUUAAAUAUGAUUUUAAGUAGAUCGCUGAAUUGUAAGAUUUACAAAAAGUAAUGUGGCGGUACCUUGGUACAGUUGAGGUAACGUUAAUACGUUAUAUGGUUAAUGAUUUACAAAUCAGGACCGCCGCUCCCUAUACACGGAGAGAGCAGCCUACUUAGGGCACUACCAAGGGGGCACCAGGCGGCGAUUUCUAUCGUGGGUGAUUACCACAUGAAUUGAAAAUAUUUAAGAAUCUUCUAGAGUCUAAAUAAUAUUGAAUAAUCUGUGGGUAAUUACAAUUGAGAAAAUUUGACUCAAGUGUGCUUUCUUACAACGAACUCUCAUGGCCCCCGUUGUUCCCAUAAGCCCAAAAAUCUUUGAACCACAUAUAAAACAAAAUGAAUGUGCUCAGAAUACAUCAAUUAAUUCAAAAACUUUACUCAUUUACUUUCUCUUCUUAGUGGAGAUACAAUUGGCACAAAAACUGGCUGUAUGAUAUAAAAAUAAGAGAAGUCUCUCAAACUGCUGCACUGACAGAGAGUUGAUAUGCAGAACCCGAGACAGAGUGAAAGAAAGAGUCCUGGUAGAGAUUGAGGACUUUCAUAAGAUGGCAUCUGGAAGGAUUCGUUCCACGCGUCGCCUGCGUUCCUGGAUAGUGGAACAGGUGAACAGUGGGAAGUAUCACGGCCUAGUGUGGGACAACCCUGAGAAAACCAUGUUUCGUAUCCCAUGGAAACAUGCAGGAAAACAAGAUUUCCGAACUGAGGAAGAUGCAGCUAUUUUCAAGGCUUGGGCGGAGUUUAAAGGGAAGCUUUUGGAGAAUGGAAAUUCAGACCCUGCAUCCUGGAAAACUCGACUUCGCUGUGCCCUCAACAAAAGUCCAGAGUUUAGUGAGGUCAAUGAAAGGUCACAGCUGGACAUCUCAGAACCCUACAAGGUCUACCGCCUCGUACCACUAGAAGAACAAGGAGUGGUAAAAGUAAAAAAGGAGAAUGGACAGAAGCAAGUGAGGAGCAGCAGAAGGAGACGCAGUGAAUCCGAGCAAGAUGAGCAGCAGAUUGCAUGCAAAAAGAUCAAAGAGGAGGUUUUUGUGCCCCAGCCCAUCAACAUGAGUGCACAGGAAAUCAUCCCACUCACAGGAAGAGAGAUCACACUCCAAGCAGAGGUGGAGACAAACCCCUUAAAGACUGACAAAAUGCUGCACUCUUUCCACAUAACCGUGCUCUACAUUGGUCAGGAGGUUCUGCGGCGAGAAGUAAUGGGUAAUGAUGUUCGGAUCGCUUACCUGCCUCCCUCACCUGUCCCUCCAUCUCCACCGUCUCUAAACGGCGCUGGCUUCCAUCGAAUCCCUCUCCCAGACCCCCCAUCAGACAUGAGCUCCUCUGACCCCAGCCUCGCCCCACGUUUGACCGCUCUUAACAAAUUGCUGCCCUUCAUGGAGAGUGGAGUAGUCCUGACCUUGACAGGAGGAGCCAUCUAUGCCAAGCGCUUCUGUCAGGGACGGGUCUUCUGGAGAGGACCACAUAGCACCACCACAGGACCCUGUAAAAUGGAGAGAGCAGGCGAGCCCACCCAGCUGUUCAGCAAGGAUAUAUUCAAACAGGAGUUGGAUUCUUUCCGCAGUGGAGGAAAACAACCUCAAAGUGAGAUCACGCUGUGUUUUGGAGAAGAGCUGUAUGAUGGAGAUAACAUUGAUGAUAAACACAUCAUCAUUAAGAUAUCUAUCCCCUGGGUUGAGUCGCAGAUAGAAGAGGUCAAGACCUUCCAAGACUCUAUUGCAAUUCUCAAAAGUUUGGCCAGCCAGUCUCCUACAGGUGAAGUGACGCUGAACUUUGUUGAAGUAUUGGAGCAGUAACAAACCUCUUAGAUAACACUUUCUGCAUUCUUGAGAUCUUGACAUUAAGAAUCAAAAUGAAGAAGAACAACUAUAUAUGGCAUGACUUGAGACAACUUGUAUAAACACUUUCCUGUAGGUAGCUAGUGGAAAUAAACACUGUAAUUAUCAGUUGCUUCAAAUACAUAAAAUAUAUAGCCAUAUAGUAGUUAAAUCCACAUAUUUAUAAGUAAUAUAAAACAUGUCUUUAGUCAAUAUAGAAUUGUAUGUUACACUGUAAAAUGUAAGAACACAAAAUAUUUUGUCAUUUGUACCACUAUGCAUUUCCCAUCUGGCCUAGUGGAGUCUGCGUAAAGUUCAAACUCAUUAAA